This is a messenger RNA of Perca flavescens (yellow perch), 3383 nucleotides long. RefSeq names its product p21 (RAC1) activated kinase 6 (gene pak6). NCBI's taxonomy places the organism in Eukaryota, Metazoa, Chordata, Actinopteri, Perciformes, Percidae. The transcript is spliced from 9 exons. Gene Ontology annotation, biological process: protein phosphorylation. The record is from RefSeq and is a predicted model, not a curated record. Gene Ontology annotation, molecular function: ATP binding; protein serine/threonine kinase activity. Bases 117 to 2207 code for a protein of 696 amino acids.
UGAUAUCCUAGGGGCACCUUGUAGGGCUCUGCGUUGGCUAUGUGCACCAGGGCCUUUAAGUGCUACAUUCUGGCACCUUUUGAAGCAGGCAAGCUGUCGCCCACGAGGACCUGAGGAUGUUUCGCAAGAAGAAAAAGAAGAGGCCUGAUAUAUCAGCGCCCAAGAACUUUGAGCACCGUGUCCACACCUCAUUUGACUCCAAGCGUGGCUGCUUUGUUGGCCUGCCGACCCAAUGGCAGAGCCUGAUAGAGAACCUGCGCAGGCCUAAACCCAUGGUGGACCCUUCCAGGAUCACAGAGGUGGAGCUGAGGCCAAAGAAGACCAUUGUGCGGGGGAGCAUGAUCGGUCACGGAGACUACAUUGCAGCUAUGAUCAAUGAUAUGAACCGUCUGUCUGUGACCAGUUCUAACUCUUUGAGGAAGAGCAGCCCAUCAGCCAGAAAGAGGGCCCAGUCACUGGGAAGACUGGGGGAAGUGAACGAGAGAGAUACUUACCAGUACGAGGACCUGACUCAGGAUGAUGAAGAAGACGAGGAUAUGGGUCAAGACCAAUGGAGGGACAGGGCCAGGAACAUCCACAGUGAGACCAACACCCCCUACUUGGGCAUGAAGAAGAGCAUCACUCUGCAGCCUAAUGGGAUCUUGCCAAAGGCCAAGUCCACCUAUGAAGUCAGCGUCAGCUCCCUGGAGGGACCCUCACACCCGGUUCAGUCCCAGAACAUCCCAGUGCUAAGUCACGGGGCUUAUAUGAGCGGUGAGGUGGGCAGCCCUCAGGAAAGACUUAUAUGGAAGAGAGAUUUUCAGCAGCCCAGGGGAAUGCCACCAAAUCAGAGACCUAUAGCUUGUUUUUACAGCCCAGCUAUGGCUUUACAGCCGCCCCAUGGUGAUCAAGCGACAGUCGCAACGGAGCUGCGGCCCAACGUACCGAUGUACAUGCAACCCCAGAACAGCCCUGGGAGGCCGUUCUCCUCCUAUGACCUGAAAGCAGAGUCGGCAGUGAGGUACCACUCCAGCUUCCUGCCCACUGGCAACAGCAGUCCUCUUGUGGGCGGCAUCAGACCCCAGCGAACUGUGCGCUCCUCAGCUAGCUAUACGCUGGGCCUGUCUCCUAACAUGGGGCUGAGGCCCAAUGGGCCUGAUCCCUUUCUCAGGCACUCUGGAUGCCCCAAUCCUCCCUACCCCCGGCAAGACAGCCCUUCCCAGCCUCGACCCUCCCCUACAGGCUCACUAGCCACCAGUCCUCCAGGCACCUGCUCCCCUGCUUUCAGGCCCCCACAACAUCCUUCACCCAGACCACCACCAGACCCACCCAAGGUGACCCAUGAACAGUUUAAGGCGGCCCUGCAGAUGGUGGUAGACAAGGGCGAUCCACGGUCUUACCUGGAGAACUUUGUGAAGAUUGGGGAGGGCUCGACGGGGGUGGUGUGUAUUGCUACAGAGAAGCACAGCGGCAGGCAGGUGGCCGUGAAGAUGAUGGACUUGCGGCGGCAGCAGAGGAGGGAGUUACUAUUUAAUGAGGUGGUUAUCAUGAGGGACUAUCAGCACAGAAAUGUGGUGGAGAUGUUUAAGUCAGCCCUGGUGGAGGAGGAGCUGUGGGUUAUCAUGGAAUACCUGCAGGGUGGAGCACUGACUAACAUUGUGUCUGAAACCAGGCUGAGCGAAGAGCAGAUUGCUACAGUGUGUGAAGCUGUUCUGCAAGCCCUGGCCUAUCUACAUUCGCAGGGAGUCAUCCACAGAGACAUCAAGAGUGACUCUAUACUACUCACAUUAGAUGGAAGGGUAAAGCUUUCAGACUUUGGCUUCUGUGCUCAGAUCAGCAAGGACAUCCCUAAGAGGAAAUCUUUAGUGGGGACACCCUAUUGGAUGGCUCCUGAGGUCAUCUCCAAAUCACCAUAUGGCACUGAGGUGGACGUUUGGUCAAUGGGUAUCAUGGUGGUGGAGAUGGUGGAUGGAGAGCCCCCGUACUUCAGCGAAACCCCUGUAGCAGCUAUGAAGAGACUGAGGGAUGAGCUGGCUCCUACUGUCCGAAAUGUCAGCCAGAUCUCCCCAGUUCUAAAAGACUUCCUGGACCGUAUGCUGACUCGGGACCCCCUUGAGCGGGCCAGCGCCACUGACCUGCUGGAGCACCCCUUCCUGCUGCAGAGCGGCUCACCUCAGUGCCUGGUCCCUCUGGUGGAGCAGUACCGCAAGCGCAUGUCUCGUUGUUGACCCUGUGGGUCUCCCGCUCCCCAACACCCACCUUCAGUCUGACCUGUCCAGGUGAGGACCAGCACCGAGGUCCAACUGCUCUAGCACCUAAGCCAACUGGAGAUCAGCUCCAGAGAAGCAGACCCAGACAGCAUGUUGCUGCCAGAGUGAUGGUGGCAGGACGGAAAGUUUGGCUCACAGACACCGCAUGGUCUCAGGCAUGAGAGAAGCACUUUAGGAGUGAGUUAAAGGCAGCAUGCAAUUCUUCACCUCUCGACUCGGCUCAAUCUGAAUAUUGAUUGGCUUCCUGUAACAUUCAGUGGGAUUCAACACAACAUGGUGCAUAUCAACUGAUAGCAAAAAUCAAUAUUCCACGUAACUAAAUGUAAUGAACAUAUGCUACUCUAAAGAUCCUUUAUAGUGUUCAUAGUGGGCAUUAUUGCUAGCAGUGUAAAGCUUAUAAAGCUGGUGUUAGGCUUAAACCACAGUAGCUCAUUGUGACAUUGUUAAGGAAGUAUAAAGUUACCUCUGCACACUCACACUCUCUGUUGUGGAAACUAGACAACAACCUGGUCAGUACACUUCACAAAAACUGACAGUAGACUCUUUGCAUGGCCAAAUGGAGGCACACCUGGCCUGAUGUGAAUGCUUGAAUAUGAACCAAACUGGGAAGUGAAAGACAAUUCUCCUUUGUUAGAAUAAUAAAUGGGUAGAUGAAAGCCCAGCUGCUACUAUUGGGCUAUUGGAAAAUUUACCAGUACCGUAUUCCUCUUUUUCAUAUUUAUUCUUUAUUUACAAAAGGUGUUGUGGGUUGUUUGUAUGAUGUGAAGUUGCAAAUAAGGUUUCAUUAUUAUGUAUGGAAUUGAAACAGAGCAGCAGAUAAAUAAAUAAUGUAAAUGUAAAUACAGAAUAUCAGGUCCUUGUCCCUGCUACUGCAGUCAAUUAUAUAUGAUAAAUUCAAAUUUUUACUUUUCUUUACUGAAAUGUGAGUGUAUAGUUGUAUGUAUGUGUGCAUGUGUGUAUGAGCACAUGGGCACAUGGAUGUGUGUGAGUUGACAUCUCAGUGUUUGCUUCUGAUACAACCCUCUUUGUAUUGUGACAGACUUUUUAAAAGGUGUGGGUGUUGCUCCUCCAGAAGUUGUGUAUGACUGUAUUUGCAUUUGUUUGCCUAGAUAAAGCACACAGGCCUGGCAUGUG